Messenger RNA from Gryllus bimaculatus (two-spotted cricket), 585 nucleotides. The record is from the annotation of a GenBank genome assembly. Lineage: Eukaryota; Metazoa; Arthropoda; Insecta; Orthoptera; Gryllidae.
AUGUCGAAAGAACCACCGAACAGAGACAAUCAGGGAAGGAAAAGUAUCCUUAAAAGUCCCAGUCAGACAUCGAAAGGAGCACCCAGCGAACGUAGAAAAUCCGCUCACUGGGACGAAGAAAAUAUUCAGGAAACUCUACAUCCAGCUAAUAAGGACUACGGACUAAUGAAAAUAGACGAACCAAAAACUCCUUUCAACUGGGAAAGCGGAUGUGAUCCUGAAUCGCCGAGUACAUCUACAGCAGCCCCAAUUGCCCCUGGAGUCGACGCUGACAAAUUGAAGGAAAAAUUACAGAAAGAAAUCAAUUUAGAUGAAGAAUCGUUAAGACGAAAAAAGGCAUUUGAGCAAAAGAGAAAAGCACAUUACGAUGAGUAUAGACAAUUAAAAGCAGCUAAUGCUCUACUGAAAAAAGACUCUGAACUCGAAGAGGAAGACGAUGGAACUAAAGAAGAGAAGCCACCCGAGAGAACCGGUAGCAAGACAGAAGCAAAAGAAAAACCACCUGGCCCAGAACGCAAAUCUUCACAAACUGCUCAAAAAAGAGAAUCAAAAAUAUUGAAAAAAGGAAGUAUUAACCCCCAGUGA